This is a messenger RNA of Gallus gallus (chicken), 5613 nucleotides long. RefSeq names its product PAS domain containing 1 (gene PASD1). Gene Ontology annotation, biological process: circadian regulation of gene expression; regulation of transcription by RNA polymerase II. The coding region runs from base 458 to 2998 and encodes 846 amino acids. Gene Ontology annotation, molecular function: protein dimerization activity; DNA-binding transcription factor activity, RNA polymerase II-specific; RNA polymerase II cis-regulatory region sequence-specific DNA binding. The transcript has 22 exons. NCBI's taxonomy places the organism in Eukaryota, Metazoa, Chordata, Aves, Galliformes, Phasianidae. Gene Ontology annotation, cellular component: nucleus; CLOCK-BMAL transcription complex; cytoplasm. The record is from RefSeq and is a predicted model, not a curated record.
AGCCGAAGGAGCAUUACACUAUUGCACCGCAUCCUUUCAUAGUAGCGAUCUCUCUUAAUAAAUGUCAGGGACCUUUUGAACUUCCUUUGAUCUGGGAGUGUUGCCUUUUGCUGGCAGCCUGGAGCCCACCUCACCUCGCCCCCGCCAGCCGUGGAGAAGAUGCAUCUGCGUGGGAUGGGGAGCGCACAUUAUCUGCAAGUGGAAGUGCAACGGGUGCACACUCAUUGCCUACAGAAAUGGUGCCAGUUAUAUAACUCCCUGCUGUGAGUAAUAAGGUACAACUCUGUCCACUCGUCUGCAGGAGGUUUCGGAGGGCUUGGUGCUCCUGGCUGCUUAAAAGGAUUAAUUUUUCUCCGUCUCUAUUUACAUGGUGAUAAGAAGUGCUAAUCCCACUCCGUCAAUCUGGACUGAUGAAUCUGAGGAGUAGAGCAGAGCCCUGCGUUGUGUAAACGAACUGAUGGAUGAAGAUGAGAAGGACAGGGCAAAGAGGGCAUCACGCAACAAAUCUGAAAAGAAGAGGAGAGACCAGUUCAAUGUCCUCAUUAAAGAGCUCUGCACGAUGCUGCAGGGGCACGGCCACCCUCUCAAGAUGGACAAAUCCACCAUACUGCAGAGGACCAUCGACUUCUUACAGAAACAGAAAGAAAUCACAGCACAGACAGAAGCCUGUGAGAUUAGACAAGACUGGAAGCCUUCAUUUCUUAGCAACGAGGAGUUCACCCAGUUGAUGUUAGAGGCAUUAGAUGGCUUCCUCAUCGCUCUUACCACUGAUGGGAUUAUUAUCUACGUAUCCGAUAGUGUCUCAUCUCUGCUCGGGCACUUACCGUCAGAUUUGGUGGACCAAAAUAUAUUAAACUUUCUGCCUGAGCGGGAGCAGAGUGAGGUGUACAAGCUCCUUUCUCCACGUGUGCUCAUGACAGAGCCCGUUGCAGCUGAUUUUCUAAACGUGGAAAAGCAAGUAGAGUUUUGCUGCCAUUUAGCAAGAGGCAGCUUAGAUCCAAAUGAACCUCUGACAUAUGAAUAUGUAAAAUUUGUAGUGGAUUUUAAAUAUUUUACUCAUGUGCCUACACCCUCCUGUAAUGGCUUUGAGUCAGCUAUUGCACGAGCUUUCAGGUCAGCCACGGAGGAGCAGAUUUGCCUCGUAGCAACAGUUCGUCUUGUCACACCACAGUUCUUAAAGGAGCUCUGCAAUGUUGAAGAGCCAUGUGAAGAAUUUACAUCGAGGCAUAGUUUGGAGUGGAAGUUUUUAUUCUUGGACCACAGGGCUCCGCCUAUUAUAGGAUACUUACCCUUUGAGGUGCUGGGAACGUCAGGGUAUGACUACUACCAUGCAGAUGACCUGGAGCUUCUCGCUAGGUGCCAUGAACACUUGAUGCAAUUUGGAAAAGGCAAGUCAUGUUACUACCGAUUCCUGACCAAGGGCCAGCAGUGGAUCUGGCUGCAGACACACUACUACAUCACCUACCACCAAUGGAAUUCCAAGCCCGAGUUCAUCGUGUGCACUCACCUGGUAGUUAGUUAUGCCGAAGUCCGAGCUGAAAAAAGGCGAGAUCUUGGCCUUGAAGAGUCAUCAAUUGAACUGGCAUCCUCUUCUAUAAAGAGCCAUGGCAGCUACCUAGAGGUGGGCCGCUGUGGCAGCAGCCAAGAUGCCAGCCGGGAGGGAAUGUCGCUGUCGUCCCACAGCUCCCGCCGCUCCUCUCACACUGCGCUCUCCGACUCUGCCUCCACCUCGUCCAUGCGACAUACUGACACCAGCACUCCCACCCGGCCGGCAGUGCCAGAGAAGGCAGCCCUGCGGCUGGCAGCGGCUGGAAGCGCUCAGGUCGGUGCUGCUGAAGGGAGCAGAUGGCAGGCCGUGGUCUCACCCUUGGAGGGGUCUGAUCCCCAGCUCCAGGCCAUAGCAACGCCUCCAGCCACAGGUGAACACCUCCCUCAGCAGCCAGCGGUCCCCUCCCAGCAGACUGUGAUGCCUGUAUACCAAUUCCCAGCCCCGCUGGGCAUGAUGCACCAGCUGAAGGAGCAGCUGGAGGAAAGGACACGCAUUCUGCAAGCGGACAUCAAAACGCAGCAGGAAGAGCUGCACGUCAUCAAGGAGCAGCUCCAGCUGGUGCAGGACUCCAACCUGCAGAUGCUGAUGCAGCAGCCGAUCCCACUGGUCUUCAACAACGCGCAGCGCCAGAGCCCACGGAGAGCCCCGCCACCGUCCCGGCAGCCCAGCACCAAGAAGGCCCCACAGCCGGGCCCCAUGGCCAAGCACUACGGGGGCCCCCCUGUGUCCACCCCACGCCCGUUCCUCAGGGAACCCUGCAGCACUCCCUCCCAGGUACCACAGCAGCAGCAGCACCUAAUGCGAGGAAACCAAGCCCAGCCAACGUGUCUGCCAGGGCAGACGAGCAUUUCAGUGCCCCUCUACAACAACCCCAUGGUGUUUUCGCAAGCACAGCCCAUUACAGUGGCUGCACAGCUGCCAACUGAUGUUAGGGAAAGGCAGAUGCAGUCUGACUACAGCCAGGACAGGAGCCUCAGGAUGCUGCUGGACCAGUCCAUCCAGGCCAUGGUGCCCGCCGCCAAUGGCAGCACCCAGCCCACACUGAGCAGUUCCAGCAGGCAGCUGGGGAAAUUCGUGGCAGAGCAGCAGCCCUUGCCUCCCACCACGCAGAUGCAGCCCAUCAGUGGCAGCACGGUGCGGCCCCCUGCCCCCUCACCUGUGUUUUCCCCAUCCGUGAUGCUCCCCCAUGGCAGCUUUGUGUCCCACCCCGGCAGCACCCCGCUGCAUCUCCACCCCUGGCCUCAGCAGCAGGUUCAGCAGCACCGUCUCUACCUUCAGAUGCAAGGAGCUGAGGCAGUGCCAGGAGGCCCCAGCCCACGUGUGUUCCAGCCACCCCACCUCCCACAGCAGAACCCCCUGAGCUACUUCCUGCACCCGCAGCCGCAGGGCCGCCACGCGCAGGGCCAGCCCUGCAACCUGCCUGACCUGCCUGAGAUGCAGCUGCCCUGACCGACUGCUGCUCAGACCAACAACACCCCACAAGGGGACACCUCACAUAGUGGGAUUGCCGUGGGGCCCAGCUGGGGUCUCCUGUUGGCCCCACUGCUCAAAAGAGCCCAUGGGCUGCGAGUCUCAGCCAGGCCUGCCCCAGAGGGAGCGCACCGUCAAGCUGAGGAAGAGAAGGAUGCUCACCUGGGGCUCCUGCCCACUGGAUCUGCAGACUUGGUGAGAAAGGUGUGCUUGGGGCAGGGGCUGGGAUGCUGCUGCCGGUUGCCGAGCCGUGCCUGCUUGCACCAGUGCUGGCUGCAGAUCUUUGACCUGAAGGGGAGAGCCGCCCGGCUGUGGGCAGGUUGGCUGAGGUCCCCGUGGGGAUGACGGCGCCGCAAAUAAGCCCCGUCCGAUCAGGGCCGCGGUGCUGGAAGUCACUGUGACGCUGAUCCCAGCGCCCGCAGCACACUGCAGGGUUCCCGUGUACAUAGCUCGUCUCGCUCUCGUAGGUCCGUCGUGGAGUUUUCCCUUAUUUCUAUACCUCAACCCCACCAUUUUGUUUUCCAGGAGAUUGGAUAAUGCUGCUAAUUUAUGUAACACCACUUUUGCCUGAAUUUCUUACUGUUGUUAAACCAGCUCACAUCACAACCAGUAAGAUAUUCCUCAUCUUUUAUUUUGGUUAACAAGUGCAGAGAAAUUUAUAUGGUUUUUACUCCCUAUAGCCAAAUAUUUUUCAGGUUACGUACAAAGAAUCUUUACUCUUUCUCCUCUGUCAUUCUGUUCUGAUCCAGGUGGAUGUUGUUGUAUAUGUUUCUUAACAUGAAAACAAACAAACACAGUUGAACACCAUAUGACAGCAAACUUUGUGGUUUUGCUUAGUCAGAUUUCAGUCUGACAAACCCAAAACAUAUACUCACAAUGACACAGGCGAUGUUACAAGCCCAUAGGGUCAGCAAUAAAUUGUAUUUUUGUAAAUUGCCACUUUUUAACUAUAUGUUUAUAUUUAUGAAUUGAAAACAAGUCUUUCCUCAGUGGGUGUAUAGCUGUGUCCCUACUGUUUGUGUCUUUCCAAAGGAAAAACGAACAUGUACAUUUCUGAGGCGCUGGGGGCUGAGGACUAACCGUGGGCACUGCUGGAGCCCAAGCACAGAUGACGGUAUAGGCCAUUGCUUUCAGCUUUGCAGGAAGGUAGGGAGGAAAACGUGUACACACAGAGGCACACACUUACACCAAGGAUACACUAUUGUACACAGUUUAUGUCUCAGCGUUGCUGGUGGGAGGAGAAGGCUGCAGCACGGUGGCUGUCCUGCACGUCCCCCCCUACAUGCCAGCCCUGGUGCGGCAGUGUGGCUGGGCUCUUGUGAGCAGGGCUUGAUAAGGAGGGGGUUCACUGCUUUGCAAGGAGAGGGGCUGGGGGCGGUGGGUGUGCCGGAUGGGGCUGUGCCUCUUCACAGCCCUCCUGAUGGCAGCACUGGGCUGCAUGGUGAUGGGGAGGGCUGUGAGAUGGCACAGUUGUCCAUCGCUUGCAGCCUCUCAGAAGGGAGCAGGGGAGGUUUGCAAGGAUGUUUACAUGUGAGAUUGGCCUUGCUGAAACAAGCAACCUAAAACAUGCACUUUAUCACACCCCCUUUUAUUUCCAGCACCCACCCCAGCCGCUAGCACAGCUGCUCGUGGGCCCGGUGCCACCCGGGCAGAGCUGUGUGUGCCAUGGGGCAAAAUCCCAUAGCCCCUGCUCAGCCUGCCUCCAACCAGGCAUGGCAGGCUCAGGGCCACGGGAUUUCUGCCUUAGUUAUCACUCACACUCAAAGAAUUAAUGACUAAAUUAAUCUCUUUAUUCAGGUGAAUUCCUUUACAUUUACCUCGGUGAUAGCUAUGACCUGUGUUUUUGGGAUCCCUUUGGAACUGAGGGUUGCUGGUGGGCUUGGUUCCCCUCUGGGUGCUGGUGAGAGAACAGAAGUGUGAGCGGUGCUGCCUGCACCAGGGGCUGGGCUCCACCGCCAGCGCUCAGCGACAUCCUGAGGCUUUCUAGCACAGAAGCACUUAUGUGCUAGCUCUCUCUCCCUUCAUAUAUAGAUAUACAGGUGUGUGUGUUUUUAAUAUACAUAUAUAUGUAUGUAUGUGUGUAUCUAUAUCUACAGGCCACACAAUUCCAGACCUCUGAAAACACAGGCAGCUUUAAUUAAUAAAGUCUUGCACUUUUAGCAUACUUGUACAUAUAAGCUAAAGCCUGGUGGGUACAAUCAGGCUGGUUUGACAAACACAGUUAAAAAUUGACUGUAUAUAUUGUAACAUACUCUGUGUAAAAGAAGAAGAAAAAUCUUAGAAGUGACUAUAAAUCUUGUUUUAUUUUAUAUGAUGUCAAAUAUAGAUACAUUUAUAAAUGUUAUUAUUCUUUAAAGUAUUUUGUAAUGGGAAAAAGGAAGUGUCUUAUGAAGAUGAAGAGUAAAGAUUUUAUUCUUGUCUUGAAUCUAUGUUGCUGCACAGCUCCGUUGGAUGGGAACCUGUGCAUUUUGACAAGCUUUAAACAGAUUAUACAUGGUAUUUUCAAAAAAAAAUUAAAAUAAAAAAAAAAAGAACAAAGAAAGAAAGGAGGAAAGAAAGAGAAAGAAAUAAAAGCAUACCUGUAAGACCUCUUA